Molecule: messenger RNA, 483 nt
Organism: Malus domestica (apple)
Lineage: Eukaryota; Viridiplantae; Streptophyta; Magnoliopsida; Rosales; Rosaceae
Source: RefSeq, a predicted model, not a curated record
AUGCCCUCGUCUAAAGCUAUUCCUAACUCGAUUCUGGUGCUGAGGAUCUUCACUCUUUUAUCAUUAGUUGGUUCCGGGGUGCUGCUCGUUCUUGAUAACUUCACACUUGAGGAUGGUACCGAAACACAUUUCUAUGAUAUCCUUUCAUUCAGGUUUAUGCUCUCCACAGCAGCAAUUGGAGCAGCAUACACGCUAUUUCAGUUACCUUUCGGUAUAUAUUAUGCCCUCACCGAAAAGAGGUUGAUACGUAACGAAUGCAUGCCGCAGUUUGAUUUCUACGGUGACAAGUUUAUAUUUCCAGUGCUGGCAGCACCAGGCGGCUUUCCAGAGUCAGAGUUGGAUGAAGCACAAUCCAAGAAUAGUAGCUUCUUUGACAAGGCAAUUAUUGCUACUGGAAUUUUGUUGUUUGGAGCCGUUUGUAUGUCUGUCGUUUCAGUGCUUUCUUCCAUCACUCGAACCUCCAACAGAGGUUACUUCGGAUAA